AUUUUUUUAUAAUGAUUAUGAAAAUCAAACUGAUAAUUGAAGCAUAUUACAAAGAAUAAAUGAAAUAUCUUAUUUGAAUUUAAAAGCAAGGCAAAUACAGAAGCAUGUAUUUAUCAUUUAUCGGCUUGCAAAACAAAAGACAGCUGUAAGGUUUCAACAAAGGAGGGAAUUGAAUGAACACAAGGUGCACUACAUGUCCUCGUCACUGUGUGAGGACGGGAGUUCCGAAGGAGAGUUGUUUAUUUACAAAUUGAGUUUUUCGUGUCUUGUCUGGCAUCUGGUGAUUGCUGUUGGUUGCCUUAUCGCAUUCAGAUACGUAUAUUAUAAAAAUCUGCUUUAAUUCGUUUUUUCACUUAAAACUACCCAUGCCACAAUCGUUACAAGAUCUCUAGUGCUAUUCAUGCCUGGUCUUAGCAAACAGAGGCUGGAUCAUGUCCAUAAACCCGUUCACGCCUCCCGUCGUUAAGAGACUGCUGCACUGGAAGAAGAGUGACGGCGAGGAUAAGUGGUCCGAGAAGGCCGUCAAGAGCCUGAUCAAGCGCCUGAAGAAGUGUCCCGGCUCGGUGGAGGAGCUGGAGCGGGCCAUCUCUGGCCAGGAUCCGUCCACCAAGUGCAUCACCAUACCGAGGUCCCUAGACGGCCGGCUACAGGUCUCUGAGAAGAAAGGCCUGCCUCACGUCAUCUAUUGCCGACUGUGGCGCUUCCCGGACCUACAGUCGCACCACGAGCUGAAACCCAUCGAGCACUGCCAGUUCUCCUUCACAUCCAAAAAGGACGAGGUCUGCGUCAACCCGUACCACUACCUGCGGACACAGGCGCUCGCGCUGCCCGCCGUUCUGGUGCCGAAGCGCGACCCGAGCGAGUUUCCGCCGCAGCCGCCGGCCGUGGACGAGCUGUCGCUGCUGCCCCCGGAGAACGCCCAGAUGACGUCACCGAUGGAGCAGGUGGCGCCCACCGAGUCGCCGGCCACCUCGGUGCCCGACUCGCCGCCGGCCUCGUUCAUGUCAGAGGACGGCGACAACAGCGACAGGAACGACAGCGUGCUGCCGUCGCCGCCGCCGCCGGUAGUGGCGCCCGACGCCCAGCCGGUCACCUACUGCGAGCCCACCUUCUGGUGUUCGGUCAGCUACUACGAGCUGUCGAGCCGCGUCGGCGAGACGUUCCACGCCUCCCAGCCGAGCCUGACCGUGGACGGCUUCACGGACCCGAGCAGCUCGGACCGCUUCUGCCUGGGCCUGCUGAGCAACAUCAACCGCAACCCGGUGGUGGAGCAGACGCGGCGCAACAUCGGACACGGCGUCCGCUUCUACUACAUCGGCGGUGAGGUGUUUGCCGAGUGUCUGAGCGAGUCGGCCAUCUUUGUCCAGUCACCCAACUGUAACCACCGGUUCGGCUGGCACCCGGCCACUGUCUGCAAAAUACCGCCCAAGUGUAACCUGAAGAUCUUCAACAACCUCGAGUUCGCCGCCAUGCUGGCCCAGUCGGUGAACCAGGGCUUCGAGGCCGUCUACAGCCUGACGCGCAUGUGUACCAUUCGGAUCAGCUUCGUCAAGGGCUGGGGCGCCGAGUACCGGCGGCAGAUCGUCACCUCGACGCCCUGCUGGAUCGAGCUGCACCUGAACGGACCGCUGCAGUGGCUGGACCGGGUGCUUACACAGAUGGGCUCGCCGCACCUGCCCUGCUCGUCCAUGUCGUAGGCGAGCAGACCGCCUGUCGACCCAGCUGAGAGCGAGUCACCGGUCUGUGGAGCUGCGAGACUGAGUCGCUGCGGCAGACAGCGCCGCCGGGCUGGUCUGUCGGCGGGACGGGCACUGCCGGACUGAUCUGCGGAGAAUGUCGGGGCCCGUCUGCUAUUGCAGCGGAUACCAGGGCCGUCUGCUUUAGCAGUGGAUUCGUGGGCCCGUCUGCUCGUAAAGCGGAUACUGCGGCCCAUUUUUACUUCUACAGUGGCCGCUGCGGGCCCUUCUGCUUUUACAGCGGAUACCACGCUGCCACAGUGAAUACCAAGCCCCCUUAUCUGCUGUCACAGUGGAUAUAGUUGACUCGUCCGCUGCUACAGCGGAUAGUACGGCCCGGUCGUCUCUUACAGCGGAUAUCGCGGGCAGGAGGACCGCGGGACGGAACUGCAGGGACUGAGAAGGCAGCUGAGUGAGAAACGACCGAGCCCAGUCCACCAGCGAGUGAACGCGGCACAGAAAUAUCGGGCGUGGUAACAUCCAGGGCUGCGACUGACGUAAAUAUAACGCGCUAUCGACACAGUCAUACCCGGCGCUCGACCCUGGCACGGACGGUGGUGUGGGCAGUGGUCUGCCCUGAAGUGGACGGUGGUGCUUCGUUCUGACGUGAAUAUGGUGCGACUGGUGCUCUGAUCUGGUGCGACUGGUGUUCUGAGCUGGUGUGAAUGCCGACCGGAGUGUCGUGUGUGCCCCGGCACGGAACGCUAACAAUCAUGUAGGCUGCCGCCGCGGCGCCGCACGCGGCCGGCUCCGGCGGCAGCAGCCAACUCUCUGCAGGGACUCGGUGCUCACACUGCGCGCACCUCUCCCCACUCGCGCUUGCUGUGGCUUUUGCGCGGCGCUGGCGCCCAUCGCGCGAGCGCGACUCGCUUUGCUAUUGCUUGUGUUUCACCUGGACUGUCUUGUGUGCGCCGCGCUAUACUGCAUGUCGUGUAGAGACGCGCCGCGCGCCGGCAGCGUCCGUUAGGUCGGGGGGGGGGGGGAGACGGCCGGGGCGGAUGGCCCGGGUCGACUGUCCGACAGUGGGGACGUCUCCGCUGCGCCGGGGAAUGUGCGGGAACUGAGCGGCGGCCCGGCCGGCCGGCUCGGGCCGCCGCUGGAGGGCGGCUGUGAGAGAAGAGUGAUCCGGUCACUCGUGUGAGCGGCAGGGGGAGCGAUUCCUCCAUCUGACCUGGUGACCUGACCUGACCUGAGCUGACCUGAUGGACGGCGUGUAGAACGGAGUACCAAUACAGUCGGUAAUGUCUCCA
This is a messenger RNA of Amphibalanus amphitrite, 2986 nucleotides long. RefSeq names its product mothers against decapentaplegic homolog 3-like. The coding region runs from base 432 to 1697 and encodes 421 amino acids. Gene Ontology annotation, cellular component: heteromeric SMAD protein complex. The record is from RefSeq and is a predicted model, not a curated record. The transcript has 7 exons. Gene Ontology annotation, molecular function: DNA-binding transcription factor activity, RNA polymerase II-specific; I-SMAD binding; RNA polymerase II cis-regulatory region sequence-specific DNA binding. Gene Ontology annotation, biological process: BMP signaling pathway; transforming growth factor beta receptor signaling pathway; SMAD protein signal transduction. Lineage: Eukaryota; Metazoa; Arthropoda; Thecostraca; Balanomorpha; Balanidae.